AUGACUUCAACCAACACAACUGACCAGCGCCUGGAGCAUCUCCUCAGCGCCGUGGAGAGCGAGUUCCAGAAGGGCAGCGAGAAGGGAGACGCGUCGGAGAGGGAUAUUAAACUGAGCCUGGAUGAUGCUGACUUAUGGAACAAGUUCAAAGAGUUGACCAACGAGAUGAUUGUCACCAAAACUGGAAGGAGGAUGUUCCCGGUGCUCAGAGCCAGUGUCAGCGGCCUGGACCCCAACGCCAUGUACUCAGUGCUGCUGGACUUCGUGGCCGCGGAUAACAACCGGUGGAAAUAUGUGAACGGGGAGUGGGUUCCCGGCGGCAAACCGGAGCCCCAGAGCCCCAGCUGCGUGUACAUCCACCCGGACUCACCCAACUUCGGAGCGCACUGGAUGAAAGCGCCAGUCUCCUUCAGCAAAGUGAAACUCUCCAACAAACUCAACGGUGGCGGACAGAUCAUGUUGAAUUCUCUGCAUAAAUACGAGCCGAGGAUACACAUCGUGAAGGUCGGAGGCAUCCAGAAGAUGAUCAGCAGUCAGUCCUUCCCCGAAACACAGUUCAUUGCAGUCACUGCUUACCAGAAUGAAGAGAUUACAGCUCUGAAGAUAAAGCACAACCCCUUCGCCAAAGCCUUCUUGGAUGCCAAAGAAAGGAGUGACCACAAAGACAUCUCCGAUCACAGUGCAGACAACCAACAGUCUGGUUACUCUCAGCUUGGAGGAUGGUUCCUCCCCGGUCAGAGCCCCAUCUGCCCCAGCAGCAGCCCUCCUCAGUUCAGCAGCUCGGCGGGUCACUCCUCCGGCUCGUACUGCGAACGGUACUCCAGCCUCAGGAGCCACAGAGCGGCCCCGUACCCCACCCACUACCCCCACCGCACCUCCAGCUCAAAUAACUACAUGGACAACACUGCCGGGUCUCUGCCCUCUCAUGACAGCUGGUCCGCUCUGCAGAUCCCAAACUCCUCCGGCAUGGGAACACUGUCCCACAGCUCCAACUCCACCUCAAACUCCAGUCAGUACCCCAGCCUGUGGUCGGUCGCCGGCACCACCCUCGCCCCGUCGGGCUCUGCCUCGGGCUCCAUCCCCGGGGGUCUGACCUCCCAGUUCCUUAGGGGCUCCUCCUACACCGGCCUGACCUCCUCGCUGCCCGUCUCCUCGCCCUCCUCCAUGUACGACCCCAACCUGAGCGAGGUGGGCGUCGGGGAGGCGCAGUUCGAGAGCUCCAUCGCCCGGCUCACCGCCUCCUGGGCGCCGGUGGCUCAGAGCUACUGA
This is a messenger RNA of Eleginops maclovinus (Patagonian blennie), 1269 nucleotides long. It is a transcript of the gene tbxta, whose product is annotated as T-box transcription factor Ta. Lineage: Eukaryota; Metazoa; Chordata; Actinopteri; Perciformes; Eleginopidae. The coding region runs from base 1 to 1269 and encodes 422 amino acids. Gene Ontology annotation, biological process: mesoderm formation; cell fate specification; heart morphogenesis. The transcript has 8 exons. The record is from RefSeq and is a predicted model, not a curated record. Gene Ontology annotation, molecular function: DNA-binding transcription factor activity, RNA polymerase II-specific; RNA polymerase II cis-regulatory region sequence-specific DNA binding. Gene Ontology annotation, cellular component: nucleus.